AUGUGCUCCCAUUUCCCCGCUGGUUGUGCCAGCAGUGAAGUGAGCGUGCUGCUGCAGCUGAAGGCGGCGUGGGGCACGUGGGCGGGCAACAGCAACGCCACCACGGCGUGCUCUGCAUGGACUGGCAUCACCUGCAGCCCCAGAGGACUCGUCGUUGCCCUGGGUGGAAGGUUAUUCUCUGAACUGGAUCCUCCGGCCAAUGGCUCCAUACCUGCCUCCAUCACCACUCUCGCCGCUCUGCAAUAUCUAGAUCUGACCUACAACAUCGAUCCGGAGGGGCCCAUUCCAUCCCUCGCCACUCUCACCGGCCUCACCCACCUGCAACAGGCUGACUGGCACUCUGGAAGGACUGGCUUGGCUCUCCUCCCUCACCAACCUGCAAUCUCUGGGUCUAGUGAGCUUGGUGGAAUUCACUGGGGACUUGUCCUCCCUGCACAUCCUGUCUCACCUCAAAAGCCUUCAGCAGCUGUAAGCAUCAUUGCAGUUCAGAACCUGAAUGUAGACGAUCCACACUCACAGCGGCAGGGGCGAUUGCUGAAUGACGACAUCUCUCACCUCGCAGCACUCACCAGCCUGUCCCUCCACGGAAACAACCUGGAAGGCUACCUGACCAAUAGCUGGACGAGUCUGGUCCAUCUGCAACAGCUAAACUUGGGAGCCAAUAAGUUUCAAGGAACAAUUCCGGCAACAUUCUCCGCCCUGACAGAGCUAACUGCAAUAGACCUUUCGUAUAACCAACUGUCUGGCACAAUACCCCCUGCAUUUGCCACCAGCGUCCAGUCAAUAUUGCUCGGCUACAAUAACUUCAGUGGGCCCAUUCCACCACAGCUGGGGGAACUACCCUACCUCGCCGAACUUCAACUAUCCCACAAUCAGUUCACAGGAGCCAUCCCCACCACCUUCACUCGUCUCAGUGGGAUGUAUCGUCUAGACAUUUCGUCCAACAAUCUCACCUCAGGCCUUGACGUGGUGGCUCAGAUGCCAUGGCUCAACGAGAUAUGGAUUGCUAACAACAGCUUCUCCGGUGUGAUUCCAUCGUCCUUCACAGCAAUCAGUAGCCUCUUCAGCCUGGAUGUUGGAAACAACCAUUUCAUCGGAACCUUCCCGGGUUUUAUUCUGCAACAGGAGUUCCUUUUUUUCUUGAACUUGGCCAACAACAGUUUCACAGGGACCAUCCCCCACGAAUUGACCAAGCUCGUCCGCCUGGGCCACUUAUAUCUCAAAAACAACAAUUUUCAUGGAGCUAUCCCAUUCGGCCUGCUUCGGCUACCCAAGUUGUUCUGGCUGGAUGUAUCUCACAACUCUCUUUCUGGGGAACUCCCAAGGGCUCUCACGGUCUCACAGUCUCUUCACAUGCUUGGCCUGGGAGGGAAUGGCUUCACGGGCUCCUUACCAGACUUCUCACGCUGGAACGUCAGCUGUGAACAGAUAAAUCUCAGCGGCAACAACCUCACAGGGUCGAUUCCCGACUCCAUCUCCACCCUCACCUCCCUCAUUGGCUUUUUUCUCAACAACAACCAGCUGACAGGCACCAUCCCUUCAGCCAUCUUCACCAUGAGGAAUCUGACGUACAUCUACUUGGCCAACAACCAUCUGACUGGCAGCCUGCCACAUGCCAUCAGCCAACUGGAGAAUCUUGAACAGAUCCGGUCCCGCCUUUGGUCUGCCAACACUCUGCCCGUCCCCCGCAGCUGGUUGGACAACAACAAGAUCGAAGGCCCUCUGCCAACUGCCCUGUGCUCGCUGCCCUGGCUCUGGCGCUUCAUGAUGAGCAACAACUACCUGUAUGGAGCCCUGCCAGACUGCUUCUUUAGCAAGUGCAUCAGCCACAUUGAUGUGAGCGGCAACAGCCUGUACGGGCGCAUCAACCGCGACUUCGAGAACAUAGCGGCGGAUGACAGUGACCUCAUCAACUUGUCUCACAACUUCUUCUUUGGCGACGGCGCGCUCUUUGCUGCCGGCUGCAAGGUCUGCCCCACCGAGGUCAGCGAGCCCAACAGCCUGGGCAUAAGGGACACCACUGCAUGGCAGAAUUAUGGUGGCAAGUGCGGCAGCCUUGCUUCGAGUGUAUCCGUGGCAGGGGCAGGCAAGAGGGCGAGGGUGAGCCUGUCGGGCAACUGCCUGACCCUCACCCCGAGCAGCAAGUGCUCGGCUAACGCCACCCAGCGCAGCACAGCGGCUUGCCAGGCGUUCUGCAGCAUGACUGACCUUGGCCCGUGUGACGGCCAUGGGGCGUGUGUUCCGGCUGACCCCGCCUCCCCCUCCAACUUCACGUGCCUCUGUGAUGCCGGCUACUCCGCUGUCAAUUCGGCCAACGCCUCCUCCACGUGUGCCAUCGUCCACUCCACCACCACCACUGUGUCGUCUCUGUCCACGGGCGCCAUAGUGGGCAUUGUUCUGGGCAGCUUUGCUGGCUUCUCCCUGCUGGCUGCGGUGCUCGCAUGGCUGCUGUGGCCCCGCGGACCAAGUCCGCUCUCGCUGCGCCAAAGGCUGCGCCUGGCACAGGGAGCAGCAGAGGGCCUGGCGUACCUGCAUGGGUUUGAGACAGCCAUCGUUCACCGCGACAUUAAGCCAGCCAACAUCCUUGUGACUGCCGACAUGCAAGCCAAGGUGGCUGACUUUGGGCUGCUCAAGCGCCUCACUCACGGCGAUGCUGAUGCCACUCGGGUGGCCGGCACUCCGGGCUAUGUGGAUCCGGAUUACAACCGCACCAACGUCAUCACAACCAAGAGUGACGUCUUCAGCUUUGGAAUCGUGCUUCUCGAGUUGCUGAGCGGAAAGUCAGCCCGAAUUGACGCAAAAACCCAUAUAAGAAAAUGGGCAGUGAAGCUGGUGGAGGCGUAUGAGCUGGAGGAGCUGAGGGACAGCAAGAUGCCGGCGGCAAGCGAGGAGGCCAUAGUGGACUUUGCAGACCUGGCUCUGGACUGCAUCAAGUCUCCCGGCACACGGCGACCCACCAUGAAGGAUGUGGCAUACCGCCUCAACGCCCUCAUUGCCAAGCACUGCCCCGCCAAGGAGGAUGAGUGGGAGAGUAUCGUGACAGAAGAGAGUGCAAACAAUGAGGGUAUGUCUUCAAGUGAUGUUUCUGCUGCGUCAUUUGAAGACAGUGGGAGGGAGUCUGGGAAGUCUCGUGGCUCACAGUCUGGUGUGAGCGCAUUCAUGCGCGCUGGCUCGAUAGGUGAUGGCCUUAAGGGUUGGCUGCAAUUGAAGCCAGCCACUGGGCGUUGA
This is a messenger RNA of Closterium sp. Yama58-4, 3228 nucleotides long. The record is from the annotation of a GenBank genome assembly. Lineage: Eukaryota; Viridiplantae; Streptophyta; Zygnematophyceae; Desmidiales; Closteriaceae.